GCAGUCACCACCGCAGUCACCACCCCCUCUACCAUUCCCCGUCUGAGACACGUGCUCUACACCAUGGACGUCUCCCAGGUCUUCGCCACCACUCCAGACCCGGCCCUCUUCACGAGCAUGCUGUCCCCGGCCAGCCUGCGCGAGCCGCAGUUCCUGCCUCCCCCGGCCCCGGGUUCCGUCGCCUCGGCCCCGCCCGUCCUGAUCCCAGACCACGUCUACCAGGCCGUCCUCGACCCCAAGGUGCCCAUCACCAUCGCCGCAACCUACGCCGUCACUGCAAAGCUCCUGAACUGGUACAACACCACCAACAACAAGAGGCCCUGGGCCAUCAGCAAGACCCGCCUGUUCCAUGUCUUCAUCGUCCUCCACAACAUCUUCCUCGCCGUCUACUCCGCCUGGACCUUCUACGGCAUGGUCGGCGUCAUGCGCCGCAGCGUCGUCAACCCCUGGGGCCCCGAGGGCUUCAACGGCUUCGUCGACAGCAUGACCAGGCUUCACGGCCCCGCCGGUCUCGGCAACGCCGUCUACUACAGCCAGGACGAUGCCCAGUGGAGGUCCUAUUCCAACACCGUCGCCCUCGCCGGCGACGGCACCCCAAGCCGUACCGACCUCGGCCGCAUCUGGAACGAGGGCCUGGCCUUCUACGGCUGGAUCUUCUACCUGAGCAAGUUCUACGAGGUCCUCGACACCCUCAUCAUCCUGGCAAAGGGCAAGCAGAGCUCCGUCCUGCAGACCUACCACCAUGCCGGCGCCAUGAUGUGCAUGUGGGCUGGUAUGCGCUACAUGUCCCCGCCCAUCUGGAUGUUCGUCUUUGUCAACUCGGGCAUCCACGCCAUGAUGUACACCUACUACACCUUGAGCGCAUUCUAUAUCCGUGUCCCUGUGUUUAUCAAGCGAACUUUGACGAGCCUGCAAAUCACCCAGUUCCUCGUCGGCGCCUCGUACGCCAUGGUCCACUCCUUCGUCAGCUACAGCCUCCCCGUAGCAAAGACCGUCGUCCAGGAUCCUGCCGCGCCUGUUGUCGCUCCCGCUGACCCCGACAACUCUGUUCCUUCGCCCGCCCCUGCAUUCCUGGACAACCUCAAGCAGAUGGUCCUCGGCAUGGCAUCAAAGGUGACCACUUCCGCCGCCGCACAGGCAACAUCGGCCGAAGCUAACGCUGAGCCCGAGCAGUCCCCCACAACACAGACCGUCUACACCCAGGAGGUUGUUCCUUGCAUCAACACCACCGGCCAGACCUUCGCCAUCUGGCUCAACGUCCUGUACCUCGCGCCUCUCACCUACUUGUUCGUCAAGUUCUUCAUCACCAGCUACCUGCGGCGGUCUAGCGCGACCUCGGCACAGGGCAAGGGCAAGGGUUCCAUCGAGAGCCAGGUGACAGUCGCUGAGAAGGCCGGCUGGGAUGCUGCUCAGAGCAUCCAGCAGGAGGUCUACGGCGAGGGCUCUUCCUCCAGCAGCCAGGCAAACACGAAUGCCCAGGCAAAUGGAAAGGCGAGCCGCGUUCCAAAGCCGUCGACGACCCCGAGACGCUCGAGGCAUGCUUGAGGUCAAGAUGGACUCUGGCGAGAAAGAUGAUAUUCCACAUGUAGUACCCUUCAUUAAAAACAAAAGCCGGCAGCGACCCCAGAAAACACAAAAAGGACAGACGCAGGCUGGCGGGACAAAACUUCUAUCCAGGAGAGGGAAUAGACUGGCGGAGCGGCAAAGUCUAGAAUUGCAUAUUUAACGGAGUAACGGCUAGAGGGAAAGGCAUUAGCAUUGGGUUCACACAACCAGGUCGAUUCGCUGUGCAAAAGCCUCUCCCUUACAACUCGCCACCGGGCCCCUCAAACCUCGUCUUCUUCACGGCCGAUGGGGGCAUCGCUGGUGGUUGUUGGUGCUUGCGAAGAGGCUCCGCCCGGGUUUCUGGCGCGAAGCUGAGGCUUUAUGUUCCAAGGCCGCCCGCCCGUAGGACGUGGGCAUCUGGGGAAGUGACGAUGUCCAGCGGGCGAGUGUCGCAGGUGGGGCUGGCAUCGGUGGCUUUCGCACACAAGGGGGGAUGGACACUCUCUUACAGGGUGGGAAGGAUUAAAAACGGUAGAACAUUCAUCUACGGCGAUGACGCCUUUCUGAGUUUGAACAUGGAUCUUCCCCCCGUCUCGGAGCGUGAUACGUGGUGGUAUGCGCUUCUAUCGUUCUCUCCUGUUCAUGCAUAUGUGUGUGACCGACUGGGAGAGGAUGUCACCAUCGGGCCCGACCCCCAGGGUUCAUUCAUCUUGCAGUUCUCGCCGCAGAUCAGUCACCUCCAAUCUAUCGUACUUUUAUCGCCCAUUUCAGCUCUCCACAUAUGGGUCUCGACCGACCUUGAGGCAUCACCAGCGUAGCCUGUCACAAGCACGAUAUAUGACCGUAAUGAGUUAUUCAGUGUAUCUUCAAU
Diaporthe batatas is the source of this 2416-nucleotide messenger RNA. RefSeq lists its product as uncharacterized. Lineage: Eukaryota; Fungi; Ascomycota; Sordariomycetes; Diaporthales; Diaporthaceae. Bases 64 to 1545 code for a protein of 493 amino acids. The record is from RefSeq and is a predicted model, not a curated record. The transcript is spliced from 2 exons. Gene Ontology annotation, cellular component: endoplasmic reticulum membrane. Gene Ontology annotation, biological process: sphingolipid biosynthetic process; very long-chain fatty acid biosynthetic process; fatty acid elongation, saturated fatty acid. Gene Ontology annotation, molecular function: fatty acid elongase activity.